This is a messenger RNA of Myxocyprinus asiaticus (Chinese sucker), 15266 nucleotides long. RefSeq names its product anion exchange protein 3-like. Lineage: Eukaryota; Metazoa; Chordata; Actinopteri; Cypriniformes; Catostomidae. Bases 70 to 3774 code for a protein of 1234 amino acids. The record is from RefSeq and is a predicted model, not a curated record. The transcript has 22 exons. Gene Ontology annotation, biological process: bicarbonate transport; regulation of intracellular pH; transmembrane transport. Gene Ontology annotation, molecular function: solute:inorganic anion antiporter activity; monoatomic anion transmembrane transporter activity. Gene Ontology annotation, cellular component: plasma membrane.
CAGCCGUGAAAGAGAAGGGCUGAUCCCAGAUCCCCCCGUGUUCCCACUGCGGUGCCUCUCCCUGUCCCCAUGGCGACAGGAGGACAUACUCCUGCGACAAAUGUGUUGAUCACCCUGCAUCAGGUUUUGUCAGAAGAAGAGAAGGGCUCCAUAGCAGAACAAGAAGAUGAGUACUGGGAGCAGACCUUGUUCGUGGAGAGGUUUGGGGACAUCAUUACGGAAUCUGCUAUCAAUGGCGCAGACAAAAUGGGCCGCAACUACAAUGAGAAAGACUUUGAGUAUCACCGGCACACAUUCCACCACACCCACCACCCCCUGUCCACCCACCUCCCCCCACAGCGUUUUCGCAAGAGGGUACUUAGUAUGGAACGCCGACGAAAGAAAAAGAGGAAGAAAAAAAAGACGUCUAUGCCACCAUCAGAUGUCACACCCACUAUUCAUGAGGUGGAUGAGGAAGAGGUGGAGUCUGAGACUGAGGGCCAGUGCCAAUCAGCCACGCCUACUGAGCCAUCUGAAGAGCUGCCACAGUUCAGUUUGGGAAGUGAGGAGGAUCUGGCAGCCGAUCUUGCUCUCACCAGCUUCCAUAUGGAGAGUGAGACACCCCCCAGCAUUGAGGAGACCCCACCCAGCCCUGCCGGAAUGGAGGUGAAACAGGGAGCACAUGAGCGACCGGACAGAGAAGAGGAGGAAGAGGUUUGCAACAGAUUUAGCUCAUCUCCAGAGCCUGCCAGUAUGACAACACGGGGCUGGUUUCGUAGGAAGCCUGUCCACCGGCUGGCCGGAGCCCAGCGGACCAGCUAUGACCUACGAGAACGCAUCUGCAUAGGCAGUAUGACAGCCAUGGAGACCGCUGUGUACCAGAAAGUGCCUACAGAUGAGGCUGAGGCACAGAUGCUGGCCAGUGCUGACCUGGAUGACAUGAAGAGUCACCGUUUUGAGGACAAUCCUGGGGUUAGACGUCACUUGGUCAAGAAAUCUUCACGUUGUCAGCUUCCACGAACCAGUAAUAGCUCUCCACCUCUGUCGAGUCUGAAGAGGAGAAAGAGGUUGGAGAAGAAAAACCAUGAGGUGUUUGUGGAGCUCAAUGAGCUGAUCAUGGAUAAGAACCAGGAGAUGCGCUGGAAGGAGACGGCGCGUUGGAUCAAGUUUGAGGAGGAUGUGGAGGAGGAGACGGAUCGCUGGGGUAAACCGCAUGUGGCCUCACUGUCCUUUCGUAGUCUCCUGGAGCUCCGCAAAACCAUCACACAUGGUGCCAUAAUGCUUGACCUGGAUCAAACUACACUGCCUGGUAUCGCCCACUUGCUGGUCGAAACCAUGAUAAUCUCGGACCAGAUCAGAGCUGAAGAUCGAGCCAACGUGCUGCGAGCCCUGCUGGUAAAACACAGUCACCCCAAUGAUGAAAAAGAAGGCCUUUUCCAUCGGAACCACUCUGUUAACAGUCUGGGCAGCUUACGGUACAACCAUAAUCACGUUCAUGACACCAGCCUGCCCCUCGUAUCCCAGGACCACGGGGAGAUGCACGACACCAAAGCAGCAGAACAUGACAAAGAGAAAAGCCUCCACCCGGUUCCAGUUGAGGGACAUGCUGCCGCCAGAUCAAUGAAACUCCUGGCAAAGAUUCCCAAGGAUGCAGAGGCCACUGUGGUCUUAGUGGGGUGUGUGGAGUUCCUAGAGCAGCCUGUGAUGGCCUUCGUCCGGCUGAAUGAGGCGGUGCUGCUGGAGUCAGUUCUGGAAGUCCCUGUCCCAGUUCGAUUCAUCUUUGUGCUGUUGGGCCCCACCCAGACCAACAUGGACUACCAUGAGAUUGGACGCUCCUUCUCCACCCUCAUGUCCGAUAAGAACUUCCAUGAGGUAGCGUACUUUGCUGAUGACCGGCAGGAUCUACUAAAUGGCAUCAAUGAGUUCUUAGACUGCAGCAUUGUAAUUCCACCAUCAGAUGUUGAAGGGAAAGACCUGCUGAAGACUGUGGCCUCCUUCCAGAAACAGAUGUUACGUAAACGCAAAGAAAGAGAGCACAAAAAAUGCGGCAGUACUGUGACAGGAGCCGAGCAGGAGGCAAAAGACGUGAGUACUGAUGAACAGGAAGAGGAGGACCAGUUUAAUGUUGACCCUCUCAAACGCUCUGGGAUUCCGUUUGGAGGUCUGAUCCACGAUAUUCGCCGCCGUUAUCCGCGCUACAUAAGCGACCUAAAGGAUGCCAUGGACACUCAAUGUAUUGCUGCUGUGAUUUUCAUUUAUUUUGCUGCUCUGUCGCCCACGAUCACCUUUGGAGGUUUAUUAGGUGAGAAGACACAAGGCAUGAUGGGAGUCUCUGAGCUUAUCAUCUCCACGGCAAUGGUGGGAGUGCUGUUCUCGCUGCUAGCUGGACAACCCUUGCUCAUUAUUGGCUUCUCUGGACCACUUUUGGUGUUUGAGGAGGCAUUUUAUAAGUUCUGCCAGGCGCAGGGCUUUGAGUAUCUCACGGGGCGAGUGUGGAUCGGGUUCUGGCUCAUUUUCAUUGUCCUGGUGAUAGUGGCGGCUGAAGGGAGCUUCCUCGUGCGCUACAUCUCCCCUUUCACCCAGGAGAUCUUUGCAUUUCUAAUCUCCCUCAUUUUCAUCUAUGAAACAUUCUCAAAGCUAAUUAAGGUGUUUCAAGAGCACCCUCUAAUGAAAAGCUACCCUGCGGCUCCUGUACUGCCAGCUUUCUCAACAAUAGACUCAUUUCAAGGGGUCAGUGUGAUAGAGGAACCCAUUCUCAACCAGCCCAACACAGCCCUUCUCUCCCUAGUGGUCAUGAUGGGAACCUUCUUUCUGGCCUUCUUCCUCCGGAAAUUCCGUAAUAGCAGAUUCCUCGGUGGAAAGGCUAGAAGAAUAAUUGGAGACUUUGGGAUUCCUAUCUCGAUCCUGUUCUCUGUGCUGGUGGACUUUUCCAUCCCUGAUACAUACACACAGAAGCUGAACGUCCCCUCUGGUUUCUCGGUCACAUCUCCGGACAAACGAGGCUGGUUUAUCAAUCCAUUUGGAGAUAAACAGCCUUUCCCAUUCUGGAUGAUGGGGGCCUCUGUUGUUCCGGCCCUGCUGGUUUUCAUCCUCAUAUUCAUGGAGACUCAGAUCACCACCUUGAUAGUGAGCAAGAAGGAGCGGCAUUUGGUGAAGGGUUCUGGCUUUCAUCUGGAUCUGCUGCUGAUAGUGACUUUGGGAGCUUUCUGCCCACUGUUUGGUCUACCCUGGCUGACUGCAGCCACUGUGCGCUCAGUGACCCACGUUAAUGCACUCACUGUCAUGAGCAAAGCCACUGCGCCCGGAGAGAAACCCAUGAUACAGGAAGUGAAAGAACAGAGACUGACCGGGAUGUGUGUGGCUAUCCUAGUGGGUAUGUCUAUAGUAAUGACAGAUUUACUGCGCCAUAUUCCUGUGGCUGUGCUGUUUGGGAUAUUUCUGUACAUGGGCAUCACGUCUCUCACUGGUAUCCAGCUGUAUGAGCGAAUCACACUCAUGGUUACACCUGCCAAACAUCACCCUGACCACAUCUAUGUAACCAAGGUUAAGACGUGGCGUAUGAACAUGUUCACCAUCAUUCAGUUGUUGUGUAUCGUGCUUCUGUGGGUGGUAAAGUCGACUGUAGCCUCUCUGGCCUUUCCCUUCAUCCUAAUCAUGACUGUACCUCUGCGGAGACUCAUCCUCACCCGGAUCUUUGAGGAGAGAGAGCUUGCAGCGUUGGAUGCAGAUGAGGACACGCCCAAUUUUGAUGAAGAUGGUCGCGAUGAAUAUAACGAGAUCCACAUGCUUGUCUAGACACAGGACACAUAACGGCAAACCUCCUCACUGAUCAAUCACAUGCAGACCUCUGGAUAACGGAGACUGUUGGGAAAGGUGUACGAAAUGUGACUAACUCCGAUGUACCUCCCUCUUCCAGGAUUGAUUCAUGUUUAUUUUGAAAUUUUGUAAUCAUCCAAUAUAUAUAUAUAUAUAUAUAUAUAUAUAUAUAAAGACCAUAUUUUGGAUACUUCUUAUUUAAUUUUUAUUCCCUGAGUUUUUUUUUCUUCAACCCAAAAUUGGCCAGCUUAUUUAUGUGCUGAUGCCCGAUGAGCUUUGAAUAUAUGAUUAAAUAUGACCCAUGCACCGUAGACCUCACAUUCUAUUGAGGUUUAAAGUCACAAAGUGCAAUGAAGGCCAGACUAGGUUGUUUAGGUUGGUCUUGCAUUACAGGGCAGAUCAAAACCCCUAUUUAUCCCAGCUGGUAGUUUUGCACACAUCGGGUGCCCAUCUGGACAAGCCCCACUGCCUGUUGAUCUAAGUUGCCUUGUACUGUAUUACUGUACUGUAGGAGUUGACCACAGGCUCUGAAUAUUACGGUAGCAUGUCCUCUCAGUUCCCAUAAGGUUACGGUAUUCUUUUUGUGUGCCGUUAUGUCUCGAACACAGUAGAACGCUCUAGCCUUUCAAACAGAAGCAAUCGCCCCAUGCACACUUUGACUGCUUUGUGAUACUCUUUUAGUACAGUCAGUGGCAGGAGUAUGUGCAGAUGAUGCGCAAAGAUGUGGACUGUCUGCAUGUCUAGAUGCACAAAAUUUGUCACGUGCACUGUGCACGAGACUUAGCGACACGAAGUAUAAUGUAUCCCAUCCAAAAUCGUGCAUUUCUUCUCCUCCAGUGAAAAUAGCUCCAAAAGAAGUCAACAUGUUUUUAAACAAAUCUUAAGUGAACGAAUCGUUCUCUUAACAACAUAAAAAACUCUCUCUUGUUGCCACCUACUACAGUAAAUAUGGUCACUGAAUGGUGAAUGAAUUUGCGUACUUCCUGAGGGCUGCAUACGCCAUUGAGAUGAAUAGGAAAGCUAACUGUUGCUCUCUCCAGGCGAUAUAUUCUUACUUGCAGUACAUUUGCAUGCGCAGUUAUAAUCGAGCCACCGGGUUUAUUUUUAUUUCUUUGGUGGAAUCGAGCUACAGUCUUCAUCUGUUUGUCCAAAUAUACAUGACACAGUGCAUAAUCGAAUAUUUGAAGGAAGGAGGUCAAAUACGGCAGGUUAAAUAUACACAUCGCGUGUCACCUGUCUUUUGGCACAUGUGCACAAUGCCGAGGCCAACUGUGAUCCGAUUAACGUGUAUACAUGCUUGACAACUUUUAGCUACAAUCGCACACAAUAUACUGUAGGUCUGUUCAUCCAAAUUCGGACUAAAGCGUUUACAUGACAAGACAAAUUAUUGUUUUAGUCCGACUUAAAUCGAACUUUUAAAGAGCAUGUAUGCGUACUGUUGGUUUGCUGACAUGUAUUCAGAAGGUAGUGUUUUGGACAGGGGGGAUGUCUAAUUCAGUGGGUUUUUCUGGCAAAAGUUUGCAAAACUUGAAAUGGCUUUGCGAACAUCACGAAAACCUCUUACUGCACCUUCUAUGGAAAUGAUACAAUUUCCCUUGCAAACAAAGAUUAAUUAAAGUGAUUUUAUGUGAAGUUUUUUUCCAAGAAAUUUAUUUUUGUUUGAGCUGCUCACAAUUUUUCUUGCUAUAUAGAAAUAUAGUAUUAGAAUUUAUAUUGGAUUUAUUGCCCAAAUAUUUUGUCGUUAUUAUAUUUAUUAGUGUGUUUGUGUGAGUGUGUGUUUUUAAUAUUUAUCUUUUCAGAGAACUGUUACUUUUAUAGGCUCUAUUUUCGUGAGUGCGCAAAGUGCAGCGUUACAGGCUACGACCGUGCACAACGUCUUAUCCAGUUUUCUUGAGAGCACUAAUUCUAAGUGCAAUUUUCAUGCCAGUGCAAAGCGCAAGUGGGAUUGGGUGGAAGUGUUUGUGGUUUCUGUGGGUGUAUGCGCACAUACUGUGGGUGUAUUGUAUGUUAAUGAAGUGAUGCAAAGCACAAUUUGCUACUUUCCUGAGAAAUUGGUCAUUGCGCUAACAUGUUUCAAAAGCAUGCCUUAUCUCAGCACAAAGACCAAACUCAGUUCCUGCAUUUGCAGUAGAUUCCACCAGCAGGUGGUAAUAAAGUCCAUGUCCAAACUCUGAAAAUAUAGUGGAUCAAUAAAUGAUUCCCCUGGCAAUCACUGUUGUAGCUGUUUUAUGAAACAAAUAUUUAUGAGAUUUGUGUUAAACUAUCUUUAGGUCAUGGUUUAUUUUUCAAUUAUUAUUAGUUUAUAUUUACAAUUGUAUUUAUAAUCUAAUUUGUAUUGGUAUUUUUCCACCUGUUGUCGUAGAGUGAUUUAAGUCACUGCAAAAGGGGCCGGUGGAAGAAGUUGGAGAGAUUAAAAUGAUUGAAUGUGGUAUGUUUAUUUUGGCCACUUCGUUAUUUUGAUUAUAUUUUCGUUUUGCUUGAAGUGUAAUUUGAAUUUAGAAAUAUUUUUAGUUUAAUAUUUUCUUGUUUCAAUAAAUACAUUUUUUAAAAUCAAAAUCAACCAGUAGAAGUGAAGUGCAUUCCAAAACAAUCACUGUUAAUACUAGCCAUGACUUGUGUCAGUAGAUGAAAAUUAUUAAUAAUACUUGCCUUCUCUGUACGGAACGUAAAUCCAAAACCUGACAAGAACCACAUUUUCCAUUACGUUUGGAAUAGGACUAGAAUAGAAUUAAUUUGCACUUGACGCAGUCCAUUAGUAUUUUGCUCACGUAAUUCGCCAAACACACUUGUGCCUAGACUUAGCGCAUGCUUGCACAAAAAUACCCAAACUUCCUGGCCACGCCCAUUGACUUUACACUUAUGACUUAAAGCAUAGCACUGCACUUAGCUUUAGCGCUCUAAAAAUAGGGCCCUAUGCCGUUACACUGCAGUUCAGUCUUUAUGGGUACAGUUCAGCUGAAAUAGGUUAAAGCCAUAGAAACGUGGAUUUCGUUGAUUGCAUAAAAUUAUAGCUUUUUGUAUCAAUGCUAGUCCAAAGGCUGUCAAACUGCCAGUGUAUAUAGAUGCACUUAUCGCUAGAGUUUAGACUGGAGGCAAAAGACUUUGGCUCCAGUGAAACAUGCUGCCAGAUUGUUGGUCAGGGUCACAGAGGACAGCCAUCUGGCCUUGGGCCCAAUCGUCAAACUUCAGCUACUUUAAAAGGGAGUGCAUUAAACCUUUCAAAUGUUCACCAAGCCAACAAGUUCAUGCUCAACUAAGUAUGUAUCCAACUUCUAUCCAAUUUAAUAUGCAGAGACAACUCUAAGUAUUCCCCCAAUACUGUGACGGUUUCAAAAUUCUUAGGUUUGUUUGAGGAUCUCAACCAGUCCGACACAGCAACAUUGGCUCAACCAAUGGUAUGAGUUUGGGGGUGGGACUAUCUGUUUUUCUGGACAAUGGAAGGUGGGGGGAGUGUUGGGAAAUCUGUUAUUGUCUGCAAGAUGUUGACUUGGCCUCCAAAUUAACCAGAUCUCAAUCUGAUCUCAAUCUGAUUGAGCAUCUAUGGGAUAUAUAUAUAUAUAUAUAUAUAUAAUUAUUUAUUUAUUUAUUUUUUUGCAGUUCCGUUAGGUGACGCUAGUGGAACAGAAAUUACAGACUAUACUUUAACUUUUUCGCCAGGGCUGGUACUAGGAUGCGAUCUUUGGUGGGGCACUUGUAUGUUUUGGGGGUGGGCAACAUUGAUCGUUUCGCUGUCAGUAGGGGUUAGGGUUAGGUUAGUGGGGCUCGAGGCAAAUCUAGGGGGGCAAUGGCCCCCCUUAGACCCAGCCAUGAUUUUCGCCUUUCUCUUUGCGUUUUCAUAGAAAGGAAUUUCCUCUCCCAUUACAAAUGGCCAACCAUGACACUCAGAGUUGCGUGUAUUCAGUUAUUAUUAAUCAGGCUGACUAGAUAACAGGCCUAAGCAUUAAAUCGAUCCUGAGGAUUGUCAUUAGAGAAGGCUGAAUUUUGGACUGUAAAUAACAUGCUGUCCAUGUGUGUAUUGAAUUUGUUUGUGCAUAAUACAAACUUCUGGGGCUAGUCAUGCUAGAGCUCGCUCGUUUUAUCACACAGUCCACAUGCCUUUGUUUUGGUCUUUUCUCCCUCAAUUUAGUGUAAAAACAAAGAAAUUGCGCAAUAUAGGAAUAUCUGUUAUGCUACACUUCUCAGAAUAAACUCGUAGUUUCAUGGAAAGCCCAAAAUGAAGUACUGCUCUCAGUGCUGUCAGGUUGUAAGGAGAUUAGCCAUUCGAUAGCACUGUACAAAUGCCCAAAGGGUAAAUUGAUGAUAGAAUAUUUUUGUUUUUCUUUCAGCAUUUAUUAUUAGGGAUGUACUGUAUCUGAGAGAUGAAAUAAGAUGAAGACAGGUUUGCUUUCAUUUCUGCAAAAUUGGAUACACGGCUUGUGAAUCUCUGGCCAGGCUCUUCAGAUAUCAACCAACAGAUGUUUGGUUCUCAGAGGAAUGCUCAGGAGACUUUUCAGUUAUGUUUUACUUAAAUAUCAACUUUGAUAUUUGCGUGUCCUUAAAUAGACCCACAUGAGUCACAUAUUGACAGACAGUAAGAGUAUUGUGCUAUAAAAUUAAUGUGGAUAGCAUAGCUCAGAUAAUUUGUUUUUGGAAGAAUUUAAUGAGAAAUAUUUGAAUUCAUAAUGAAAUAUCUGACUUUUUAUUGCAAACUUUGGCAUUUUUUGGUAAAUCUGAGCAGUUUGAGACAUUGUGGAAAUCUCUACUGAAACUCUAGUGGAGAAAUGUUUGAAAUGACUAGGGUCUUGUUUUCAAGUGAAACAUCUGUCCCUUUUGCUCUUCAUAAAUGUAUAUCUCAUUGCAUUCUAAGUGAAAACAAAUCAGAUAUUAAAGGUCUCAUUUGUGAUUUGUCUUUCCUAUGAGGCUGAGAUAAAGCAUGUCGGUUGCUCUUAUAGCUGCAGCUUAUUGGGGUUAUUAGUAAUUGAGGAUGGAUAAUAUAUUUGGUUGCUUUAUGGACUUGCAGUUUGGAGUUUAUUGCACUGCCACUGAUACUCACACUGCCGUCAAACUCUUAUCACUACAGGCUUUGUUUGCUUUUGUUUUUCAGACUAAACACAAUCCAAACAGCAGAAAACAGAGAUAGAAAAAGAGUGACAUGUUUCAGAGUCUCCCUGUGUUGAAUUUGUCCAUCUUUGUCUCCCACACCGAAAUAUUACUGCAACCAGAAAUUAGUUACAACCAAAAAGGGUUGCACAGUUACAAGAUUUAAUCCAUAGAGUUAACAUAAACACCCACCUUUUAAGAGGUUUCAUGUUCAAGAGUAAAUAUUGCAGUAUAUAUUUAGCAAUUAUUGUUUUUAUUUUAUUGGUUAUUUUACCCAAUAUUUGCAACCUGGUCUCAUAGAAUCACAUACUGUACCUACAUUUUUGCAAAAGGAUUUGUAUGUGGCUCAUUGUAUGUAUCGUGACAGUUUCCUGGUGAAAUGAACAAUGGAUGCGCUACAACAACAAUGACUUUUAUUUACUUUCACCAAAUCACGAGUAAAAGGGGCAGAUUAGUAGUUCAUGAACACUAACGUUUCAUCUUGUUUCUCACAAAAUGCUAUCUUAUGACAUAAAAAAACUGAAGCAAAUUUUAUUAUAUUCAUCUGGCGUUCAGCGCUUUUUAAGCACUACUGUAAAUAUACCUCUCAUAUCUUUCACACGGAUGAAGCGUGGUUUUGCAUGAACCAUCGCAGCACACACACCAGCGCACUCCAGAGACAGGAUAGCCAGAGUUCUGGGAUAGCAUGAGUUAAUCGGGCUUCACUUGAUAUCGCCACGGAUACCACAAAACUUAUGUGACCCAUAUGAAUUCUGGGUAAUGUUGUACUUUAAAGCACUAUAUGGAUGAAAUCAAACCUCUCAAACUGAUAGAGAGCCCCGAUAUUAUAGACAGCACUGACCCGGUAAAAAGGAGGGUUUUUAAUUAAUACUUUUUUUUUUUUUACUGCAGUAACACUAACUGGUAACUGGUGUAGAUUUAUAUUAAACCUAAUAGGGUGAAUCUAUUACACUUACAGUUGUUAUUGCAACUUUAACAGUUGUAAUAAAAGUUUCUAAAUGUGUUUAGGCUGUUAGUUUUCCUCCUGUUCUAUCCUACUGUUCUAAAUGGCCAUGUUUGCCUUCAGAUAUUCCAGGAAAUUACUGAAAUCAUUAGGCCUGUGUCCUGCUAAACUCAUAUCAUUCUUGUUCAAAUAAAAUGUCCAAACAAAUGGAUGCAGUUAAAGUUUCCAGUUUACCUUUAUUACUUUAUGUUGGGUGGGGGACUUAGGCUAGUGAAAAUGCUGAGUCAGCCAAAAAGUUAAUGUCAAGCCUUGCUUGUUAGGCAGUACUUUUUUAACAUUUGCACUGCAUCACAAUCUACUUUAAGUGAGACAAAUGUGUCACAGAAACACCAUAAAAUGACAUGGUUGCUUUAGUAAUUGUGUUUUUCAUGUCACUAUAGUUUUUUUUUUUACACUAGUGGUUAGGUCUAGGUGUAGGGUAGGGAGGUCAGUUUGUUGAUUUAGAGAAUAUCGACAGAGAAUUAACCUUAAAAACCUUAUCUGUUUGUGAGAAAAUUUAACUUUUAGCACCACACAAUGGACAUUUCACCUCGAAACUGCUGCGAUAUGUGUCAUGAACAAUGAAAUAUCAUUAUGCAAAAAUGUCACUGCAGUCAUGUCAAUUGUAUUAGAUUAGGCUGAAUAUUUGUGAGUUUUUAUACUUAUUAGAUAUCAUGCUACACCAAAUUCUAUUGAAAUUAUUUGGGUGUAGAGUCUCAUGUGCACUUCACAUAAGGAGCGCUAUUUGUUUGACACACAGAGUUGCUGCCUAUGUAGAGCGUAGGAGCUUUUUGCCAUUUUUCAUUGACGUACAUAGUUGAGAGAGAAAAGGAAACAUGACCCAGGUCAGACUGGAACUUGGGUCUCCCAGAUGAGCACCAUUGCUCAAAAUGUCAAAGCCACACACUGACCACAAAGCCACAACUCCGACCAAGAUCAGUCAUCUUUUGAGGUUUCAUUUCAGUUAGGAUGCUGCCUAUACAGCCAACUGAAAAAUGUUGUUAUACAGUACAGUAACUGUUAUAGGCAGUUCCUGGCUGUUACCAUGGCAGCAGACAGGUUGCCUAUCCAACUAACCAAGAAUCUGAAAGACUUUGGCGUGGUGUGGAAAUCUAACAACCUCUUUGUAGUUUAAGCAUACACUUGUGUAGGUGUUCUGGGAGCUCAAAGACUUGUUGGCACCUCUAUCAUAUUAGAGUCAUAUAAAAAGUUGAAAAACAGUUUUGGUGAAUUUGGAUAAAAAGAACAGACUGCCACAUCCUGCUGGUGGUUUUUAGAUGUUGGAGCCAUGAGUUAAAAAGGAAAUAGUAUGAACCGUGCAAGGGCAAAAUGAGUGCCUAAAUGAGCCGGGUUUUGGUGGAUGAUGCCACCCUAGUUGUGCAGACCACCCACUCGAUCAUGCAAAAGAUGUUUUACUGUAUAAUUUAAUGUCUGAACUGUGAUUCCUUACAUUUCCUUUCAUUUUCGUUUUAAUUCUGUGAAUGUUGGAUGCCAUUCUCUCUGCCAUUGUGAUGAAGUAGACGACAAUCAGAAAUGUUUGCAGACAGAUUAUAUUAAUCUCAUUCAUAAAAAAUACAUUUUACAUUCAGCAGUUUAGACACAGGGAGAGACAAUACAAAAGCCAGUGUUUUGGUUCUAACAGAGCUGUUUGCUCAGUUCUAGUGCAUUAGGUGGAAAUAGGUGUUGCUUUAAGGAGUACAAGCUAAAGAUACUGAGCGAAUUCAUUGUACAAAGAAAACACUUACCACUGUUACAUACUAAUACAAUGUAAUGAUCCCUAGAUAGCUCUUUUAGAUCUUGCAGACAAAUAUUGAUUGAAGAAAGGGAACAAAAUAUUACAACUCCUUGAGUUUUACUUUAUGUAGUAGUUUUGAUUUUAGACCAUUUAAAAAAUAACUAAAAAAUAAGUAGAUAUCCAAGUGUUGCCUGGUCGUAAUUAAGAAGUUUAGUUUGUCUUUCAGAAAAUAAGACAAACAUUUUGAGUUCAUAUGGAAAAAUUGUUUUUAUUACUUUAGCAUUAGCAACACUGAAAAUAUUAUGAUGUUAUGUGGAUAUCUUAAUAGCAGUACCCAUUGCUAUUCUGUAAAAAGAAAGUUUUCAGAGAACUGUAAAACAAAUUGUUUAUUUUUUUGUUAUUUUUGUUGUUGUUGUUGUUGUCUCAGAAUAAAUAUUUAUUGUGUUUCAAAUGUCUUUGCGUUGACUGUUUUGUAGAGUAAAUUAACAUGCCAAGAGGCUACUGUAAUUCAGUAAAACAUAGAAUGAAUCAGAAUGAAUGAGCUUUAUUGCCAUGUAUGCUUACACAUACAAGGAAUUUGUCUUGGUGACUGGGCAAUAAAGCAAAGCAAAAAAACAAAACAUAUUUUCAGCAUUAGAAUGAUGAUAUUAAAUAAAGAAUAUAUAUAUAAAUAAAUAUAUAUAUAAAUAAAUAUAUAUAUAUAUAUAUACACACACAUACACGGAUCAGCCACAACAUUAAAACCAUCUGCCUAAUAUGGUGUAGGUCCCCCUCGUGCUGUCAAAACUGCUCUGACCCGUUAAGACAAGACCUCUGAAGGUGUCCUCUGGUAUCUGGCACCAAGACAUUAGCAGCAGAUCCUUCAAGUCCUGUAAGUUGCGAUGUAGGGCCUCCAUGGAUCAGACUUGCUGGUCCAGCACAUCCCAUAGAUGCUCAAUCAGAUUGAGAUCUGGUUAAUUUGGAGGCCAAGUCAACACCUUGAACUCUUUGUCAUGUUCCUCAAACUAUUCCUGAACAAUUCUUGCAGUGUGUCAGGGCCACUGCCAUUAGUGAAUACCAUUGCCAUGAAGGGGUGUACGUGGUCUGCAGCAAUCUUUAGGUAGGUGGUACGUGUCACAUUUACAUCCACAUGAAUGCCAGGACCCAAGGUUUCUGAGCAGAACAUUGCCCAGAGCAUCACACUGCCUCCGCCACCCUACUUUCUUCCCAUGGUGCAUCCUGCUGCCAUCUCUUCCCCAGGUAAACGACGCACACGCACCUAGCCGUCCACAUGAUCUAAAAGAAAAUAUGAUUCAUCAGACCAGGCCAACCUUCUUCCAUUGCUUCAUGGCCCAGUUCUGAUGCUCACCUCCACAUUGUAGGUGCUUUCGGUGGUGGACAGGGGUCAUCAUGGGCACUCUGACUGGUCUGCGGCUACGCAGCCCCAUACGCAGCAAACUGUGAUGCACUGUAUGUUCUGACACCUUUCUAUCAUGGCCAGCAUUAAGUUUUUCAUCAGUUUGUGCUACAGUAGCUCUUCUGUGGGUUUGGACCAGACGGGCUAGCCUUCGCUCCUCACACACAUCAGUGAGCCUUGGGCGCCCAUGACCCUGUCGCCGGUUCACCAGUUGUCCUUCCUUGGACCACUUUUGGUAGGUACUAACCACUGCAUACUGGGAACACCCCACAAGACCUGCAGUUUUGGAAGUGCUCUGACCCAGUCAUCUAGCCAUCACAAUUUGGCCCUUGUCAAAGUCGCUCAGAUCCUUACACUUGCCCAUUUUUCCUGCUUCCAACACUUGAAAUUCAAGAACUGACUGUUCACUUGCUGCCUAAUAUAUCCCACCCCUUGACAGGUGCCAUUGUAACGAGAUAAUAAAUGUUAUUCACUUCACCUGUCAGUGGUUUUAAUGUUGUGGCUGAUCAGUGUGUGUGUAUAUAUAUAUAUAUAUCAAUCAGUUGAGUGACACAUUCAAAGUCAUAGUGUGUAUAUAUAACCUAAUAUUUUUAAAUAACAGGAUUUUUUAAAAAUACAGCCAUGUCAUAAUUAUUCAACCCCUGUUGCAUGUAGCUGUUCCUUAAAUAUGUAAGGCUACACAAGCAAUUGUUUUAAAACAAAAUUAAGUCAUCAAUCUGCAAUGGCACUUAUUUAAAUUUUAAAAUGUAAGUUUAGCGUUGUAAGCAAAAAUGUAUUUCUAUGCAAAAAAUGCAAUUAAAAAUAAGUUGUCUCAAAAGCUAAUAGAGGAGAUUAUUUCAUUACACAAGAAAGGUCAUGGCUAAAAGUACAUUUCCAAGGCACUUCAAUUUCCAAUAGACAAAGUUGGCAGCAUCAUUCAUACAUUUUUAAAUAUGGUACAACAGCAACCUUCUUGGGGUGUGGAAGAAAGCAAAACUUCACCAAGGGAAAUGUUGAAUUGAAUAUUCAAGGAGUAAUUAGGAAAGACCUGUGGAGUCCUGGAAGAAGGUUUUAUAGACGUAUGACACUAAACUGAAAAUGAGUUUUAGGCCCAUGGGUCAGCAGUAUGUCUUGAGUAAGAUGACAAGGUGAUGACAAGAACGACACCAUCCCCACAGUCAAGCAUGGAUGUGGGUCAGUCCUGUUAUGGGGGUGUUUUGCGGCUGCAGGAAACGGCUAUCCUGACUAUGUGACUGACACCAUGGAUUCUUUCAGGUAUCAGGCCAUUUUGGCAUGAAAAAUGUGAUGCCUUCAGUGUGUAAAUUGAAGCUCAGUGAUCACUGGACUUUCCAGCAAGACAAUAACACCAAGGAUACAUCCAAGUUGUCCAAAAUCUGGUUCAGGGAUAGGUCAUGGAAUGUCCUUAAAUGGCUCUUUCAGUUCAUCAUUAAAAUCCCAUUGCAAACCUUUGUUGGGAUUUCAAGGAAGCAGUGGCAGCACGGAAACCAAAGAAUGUCAAUGAGCUGGAAGCUUUUACUCAUGAGAAAUGUGUAAAAAUUCUAAUAGAGAUGUAUCCGAAGCCUGAAAACACUUAUCUGAAACAUUAAUUUGCUGUUAUUAAAGAUAAAAGAUGCUCCACAAAUGACUGACUUUGGGGGUUGAAUAUUUUUGACAUGACAUUGUGGAGAGAAUUAGUUAUUUUUCAUUUUUAAAUGUGGGUAAACUGAACUCUUUCUUCUCAAAAUCACUCAAAGUGUAUUAAAAAUGUACUUUGACUGUUUACUGAGGUUUUAGUUGAUGUGUUUUAAUUCACAUCACCAGAAUGUCUUGGUCAGGGGGUUGAAUAAUUUUGAUUGCAACUAUAUAUAUAUAUAUAUAUAUAUAUAUAUAUAUAUAUAUAUAUAUAUAUAUAUAUUUUAUAUAUCAUGAAAAUGAUGAAAAUAUCAUUGUGAUUACUGACCCAUAUAACAAUGCAUUGUAAUAAAUGUAUUUUUACAAAAUGUCUUAAUACAUAAAAAACACUACAGAGGGUCUUUGUAAAGAUUUUUGAUAAUGCAGUUGUGAUGACUGUUAAUGACUGAGCCCAUUUACAUGCACACCAAUAGGUUGAUUACUCUCUAAAUUCAGCUUAUUUAAAAAAUCUGACAAGGCAAGAGAUCUGCAUUUACAUGACAUUUGAAAUAAUCGUGUUAUUCUCUACUUUUGAGGUAAGAACACCGGGUAAGGUGUUUACAUGGCAUGCAAAUCGGCAUAAUGGGCACAAAUCUACCUGUGUCAAUCGGGUUAUUCAUAAGCCGUUU